AUGCCACUUCAUAGGUUGUUGUUGAAAGUUGGAGCUAUAGUGAUGCUGAGAAGGAAUUUGAACCCAAAGAAGAGAUUAAAUGGAGCUAGAUUGCUUAUAAUGAGCUUAUAUCAGUACUUUUUAGAUUGCGAAAUUUUAAAUGGAAGUCAUAAAACAGAGAUAGUUUUUAUAUCGAAAAUAGAUUUAGCACCUAAUGAAACAAGUUUGCCAUUUGUACUUAAGAGAAGACAACUUCCAGUGAUAAUAGCAUUUGUGAUAACUAUCCAUAAGUCUCAGGGACAAAUCUUAUAUCAAGUUGGAGUAUUUUUGCCGGAACCAAUGUCUGGACAUGGACAGUUGUAUGUGGCUAUCACGAUAACAAGAGAUGAAAAUAAUUUUAAAAUAUUUGUGACCGAUAGAGAGAAUCAAGGAAGUGAUGAAUAA
Limulus polyphemus (Atlantic horseshoe crab) is the source of this 423-nucleotide messenger RNA. Its product is annotated as ATP-dependent DNA helicase PIF1-like. NCBI's taxonomy places the organism in Eukaryota, Metazoa, Arthropoda, Merostomata, Xiphosura, Limulidae. The coding region runs from base 1 to 423 and encodes 140 amino acids. The transcript has a single exon. The record is from RefSeq and is a predicted model, not a curated record.